CUCUUUUGUCUCAGCGGGCAGAGGAUAAAAGCAGCAGCCGCUGCCUUGGGAACCGCGCUGCCUCAAUUCGGCUACCCCUUGCCGGGCUGCCCUGCGAAGCAGCUCGGGCGGGCAACUCCGGGUCGCUUAGUGGCCGAGGAGCCGCUAGUCCUUUUCCCAUGCGCGGCCGCGGAGAUCUGCAAGAGGGAUCCAUCCAGUAAAAAAGCGGAGCACCCGCUGCCCACCAGCAGAGCGCAGCAACCCAGCCAAGCUGAAUCCGAGGUUGAAUUCUAUGCGGCAGGUUGCAGAGCUGUUUUGACGCCCCGUGGCUCUGAAUCUGUGACCCCCAGUGGACUGAGGUCCACCAUAUCCCCAGGCAAGCUUUCUCACGGAGGCCACCGGUUGGAGAGGCUGGAACUGAAAUCAAGGCACACUCUUAUUUGCGAUCUCCUCUAACGCGGAGGAAAGAGGAAGGCAGAGCUCCCCGCCCCCCUCCUGCCCCCGCACACCUGUAGAUUCGGUUUUUCCUGGAAGCCUGAGCAUCUUGUUAUAUUCAGAUACCCUGUCGUCGUCGUCAGUCAGUCAUGGCUAGCAUCCUUGCACAUGUGGGUAACAGCCGGCGGCAGAAUGCACCCUUGCCGCCUUGGGCCCAUUCCAUGCUGAGGUCCCUGGGGCGGAGUCUCGGUCCUUUAAUGGCCCACAUGGCAGAGAAAAACAUGAAGCUGUUCUCGGGAAGGGCGGUGCCAGCCCAGGGGGAGGAAACCUUUGAAAACUGGCUGAUCCAAGUCAAUGGGGUCCUGCCAGACUGGAAUAUGUCCGAGGAGGAAAAACUCAAGCGCUUGAUGAAAACCCUUAGGGGCCCUGCCCGGGAGGUCAUGCAUCUGCUCCAGGCGGCCAAUCCUAAUCUAAGCGUGGCGGAUUUCUUGCGGGCCAUGAAAUUGGUGUUUGGCGAAUCUGAAAGCAGUGUGACUGCCCAUGGUAAAUUUUUUAACACCCUGCAGGCGCAGGGGGAGAAAGCCUCCCUUUAUGUGAUCCGUUUAGAGGUGCAGCUGCAGAAUGCCAUCCAGGCAGGCAUCCUAGCUCAGAAAGAUGCAAACCAGAUUCGCCUGCACCAGCUCCUUGCUGGAGCUGAGCUGAACAGGGACCUGCGAUUCAGGCUUAAAGGUCUUCUCAGGAUGUAUGCCAAUGAGCAGGAGCAUCUUCCCAAUUUCCUGGAGUUAAUCAGGAUGAUAAGGGAGGAGGAGGACUGGGAUGACACGUUCAUUAGACGGAAGCGUCCCAAAAGAUCUGAGUCCAUGGUGGAGAGGGCAGCCAGCCCUGUGGCAUUUCAGGACUCCUCCCCCAUCGUGAUCAGCAGCACCGGCUGCAACGUGAUAGAGAUAGAUGAUACGCUGGAUGACUCAGAUGAGGAUGUGAUCCUGGUGGAGUCUGAGGACCCUCCCCUCAGAGGCAGGGCCAGAUCUCAGGAUCAGGUGCUGGUCAUUGAUUCCCCCCACACUUCGGGGCUUCAGUUGCCUUCCACUAGUGUUGGUUCUGGCCAUAAGAAUACUGGUCCUGGAGAUGUGCGUAGAACCAGGAAGCGGAAGUGCACGAUCCGCUGUUCCUACUGUGGCGAGGAGGGCCACUCUAAAGAAACCUGUGACAAUGAGAGCAACAAGGCCCAGGUUUUCGAGAACCUGAUCAUCACCCUGCAGGAGCUGACACAUGCAGAAGAGGAGGGGUCAGGAGUUGCACCUGAUGAACACAGUGACCCCUCUGAGUUACAGUAAGCUGCUAGCCUCCUGCCUUAAAUGCACCCUUACCUAUAUCCACAGUCCAAUGAUGGGAAAACUGGAGGGAGGGAACUUCUGUUUGCAUGAAUUAAUCCACAGAAUGACUUUCUUUCGGGGUGCAGGAGAGAAAGGGUCUGAAUACCAGCACAAUGGAAAGGGAUGGCUGACCUCUGUCCCUGCUCCUUCUCCCCACUGCCUAUGGGUCUAUUUUCCUGUGUGUGCACAUUUCCUUGAUGGCUUUAUUAUUAUCUUUGUGGAAGUGGUAUAACUCAUUGUUAAAUCUUCAAAUACUAGAGAAAAGUACAAAAGGUACAGAUUAUACCCAAACUCCCUUUGCUGACUCUCCUUCCAGAUAUUUCCCUAUACCUAUAUACCCAGUUAGAUACAUAGAUAGAAGUGAUCAAAUAUAAGUGCUGUUCUAUACUCUGUAUUUUUUCACCAAAUGAUAUAUGUUGUGACCUUCUUUCUAUGUCAAUAAAUAUAUAUCAGCAUCUA
Molecule: messenger RNA, 2246 nt
Organism: Oryctolagus cuniculus (rabbit)
Lineage: Eukaryota; Metazoa; Chordata; Mammalia; Lagomorpha; Leporidae
Gene: ZCCHC12
Product: zinc finger CCHC-type containing 12
Cellular component (GO): nucleus
Source: RefSeq, a predicted model, not a curated record